Messenger RNA from Emiliania huxleyi CCMP1516, 759 nucleotides. RefSeq lists its product as hypothetical. The record is from RefSeq and is a predicted model, not a curated record. Lineage: Eukaryota; Haptophyta; Isochrysidales; Noelaerhabdaceae. The transcript has 5 exons. Bases 1 to 759 code for a protein of 252 amino acids.
AUGGCCGCCGCCGCCGCCUUUGCAGCGCCCCCGUGGCCUCCUCCCGGCUCCACUCGUGGCCGGCGGGUGCCACAGGGUCCGCAGCAGGCUGCCAGCAGGCCCGAGCGGUGGCUCGCGACGCGACUCGGCUGCGCCGCCUCCUCGCCGCCGAGUGCUGCGAGCGUCGAGCGAUGUGCUGUUGCGAGGCGCCGCUGGGCGGCGGCGCGCGGCUUCUCGCUGCUUCGGCGCGCCGCGCUGGCGCUCUGCGGCGGACGGUGCCGUUGGCUCGCCGUUGCCUCGCUCGUGGACGUCCCAUUGAAGCACGCGGUGCGGCGCCUCUCGGCGCUCGUCAUCGCGCGCAUGGCCGUGGCGCCGCGUCCAGGCGGCAAGCGCACCGUGCCAUGCCUGCGGCGGCAAGCGCACCGUGCCAUGCCUGCGGUGGCGCUGCCACCGACAGCGCCACCAACACUCACGUACCUGAGGAAACGCCGCCGCGUCGCGUGCGUGGCGCGGCUAUCACUAGCGGCCGGCGCUCGUCGGGUGAUGCCUCGCGGGAAGCAUCCGGACGCGCAGUUGCAAGGCCCAAGGCGCAACCUCUCCCCAGACGUGGAGGCUGUCGUUCGGCGCGGUACUCUCGUGGCCCAGACCCCAGACGGUUCGUGCCUCUUCAAUUCCUUCGCGUACUGCGAGCAGCAAGACGCUGGGUGGCUCUUUGGAGCGGCGACGCCCGCCAGCAUUCGGCGUCAAUGUGCCGAGUGGCUGCAGGAGCACGGCAACUAA